AUGUUCCAAAAAGGUUCGCCGUUGGUAGAAGACGUGUCAAGAGAAAUCGCCAGAAUGAGAUUAGAUGGGACUCUAGGAAGUUUGGAGAGUAAGUGGUUUGAUAAUCACUUAUUGGUUCCAGCCAGAAAUUCUACAAUGCCCCAAGCUUUGAAGCUUAACAGAUUUGGUGGUCUUUUUAUUAUUAGUGGGGUCACUUCUAUUUUUGCCCUUAUCAUCUCUGUACUUUACAUACUUCGUGAAAAAAUGGAGGUCCAUAAUAUCAUCUCACUUUUAGUUGGACGUAAUUUGAUGUCCACUGUGAAGUAUCUUUUGUUUAGAAAUGUCAUGCAAAAAUAA
This is a messenger RNA of Lactuca saligna, 336 nucleotides long. The record is from the annotation of a GenBank genome assembly. NCBI's taxonomy places the organism in Eukaryota, Viridiplantae, Streptophyta, Magnoliopsida, Asterales, Asteraceae.